Messenger RNA from Psammomys obesus (fat sand rat), 1096 nucleotides. It is a transcript of the gene Stard6, whose product is annotated as StAR related lipid transfer domain containing 6. Gene Ontology annotation, molecular function: lipid binding. The transcript is spliced from 8 exons. The coding region runs from base 386 to 1063 and encodes 225 amino acids. Lineage: Eukaryota; Metazoa; Chordata; Mammalia; Rodentia; Muridae. The record is from RefSeq and is a predicted model, not a curated record.
GCUCUUAGGGGUCCUUUAUUCACAGGAAAGAAUGGCAGUGACCCAACACGGAUUAGGGACCCAGUCGGGCAGCACGGAAAGAGGGAAUCAUACAAACAUAAAGAUCACUAACUUCUGUGAACCUGUCUACUAGGCUGGGACAGGAUAUGAGGUGGAAAGACUAAAAUUGCAACUAAGUGCUAUAGCAGAAAAGAUGCUAGCUCAACAUUGGUCUAUGUUUGUGUUCCACUGACUCUGUGGCUGAAGGCUCCUUGACUUCCGCCUGGAUACGUUCUAGUUCAUCCAGUGUUACAUCAUCAGGUUAACAGAUAUGGAGAUCUCCACGAGGAUUUGGAGAACAGUAUCAAUGGGAACUGAAAUUCUGGACUAGAUUUGAGAAAGGUAGAUGGACUAUAAGACAAUUGCCCAACGAACUGCGGAAGAACUUUUAGCUUACAGUCAAGAUAUAUCUGGUUGGCAAGUGGUUAAAAUCUCAAAAAAGGUAACUGUUUCCAGCAAGACCUCUAGACUAUUCCUCGGAAAUCUAUACCGUAUUGAAGGAAUAAUUCCAGAAUCAACAGCUAAGCUCUCUGACUUCCUCUAUCAGCCUGAAAACAGAGUGACAUGGGAUAAAUCGUUGAAACGGUACAAUGUGAUACACAAGAUUGACUCGGACACGUUUGUAUGCCACACCAUUACACACAGUUUUGCCAUGGGCUCAAUUUCCUCCAGAGACUUUAUCGACUUAGUGUACAUCAAGCACUAUGAAGGCAAUAUGGACAUUAUCUGUACCAGCAGUGUGGACUUCCCAGGCUAUCCUCCAACUUCACAUUAUGUCCGUGGUUAUAAUCAUCCUUCCGGCUGUGUGUGCUCACCUCUGAAAGAAAACCCAGCAUAUUCCAAGUUGAUGGUGUUUGUCCAGACAGAAAUGAAAGGAAAAGUGCCCCUCUCGAUAAUUGAAAAAUCCAUGCCUUCCAACUUAGUGAGCUUCUUCCUCAACGCGAAAGAUGGCAUAAAGGCAUACAGAAGUCUGUCAGCACGUGAACAUCUCAAUGGGCACUCAUCAGCACACAAAAAGAAAUAAAGCCGUUCUGUUAAUAAAUCAUAGAGAUUUCCG